GCCAUAUUUUUUUUGUUUUUCCUGCCCAUCACUUCCAUAAAGUCCUUCACAUGUCACGCCAUGUCUAAAUAAAAACACUAGUUAAAGAAGACAGAGCUCGAAAGCCUCCCUGACCGUCGCCGAUGGAGAAACUGGAGCUCGUAUUCAUUCCGGCACCAGGCGUCGGUCACGUCAUCUCGGCCCUCGAGUUCGCGUCCUGCUUGCUCGGCCACGAUCCUCGAGUCUCCAUCACGGUCCUUGCCAUGAAAGCGCCCUUCACCCCCCACUUGGACGCUUACACCAAGUUGCUUGUCGCCUCGCAGCCACGCAUCGCCCUUGUCGAUCUCCCUCCCGUCGACCCACCGCCGCCCGAGCUCCUACGCUCGGUCGAGCACUACGUCUCGGUCUUCAUCGAGAGCUACAUCCCGCACGUCCAGACAGCGGUCGGGGAGAUCCGACGUUCCCGGUCCGUGGCCGGGUUCGUCCUGGACUUCUUCUGCACGUCCAUGAUCGCCGUGGCUGACGAGUUCUCGCUCCCUUCUUACAUCUACCUUACCACCAACGCGCACUUCCUGGACCUCAUGUUCCACUUGCCGGCUCAGCACGACAAGGUGGGGAGAGCGGUCCAACCGUCCGAUCCAGACCUGCCUCUUCCCAGUUUCACCAACCCAGUUCCGGUCUCUGUCUUGCCGUCAGCAGUGUUCGAUGCGGAAGCCGGCGGCUAUGCGGCCUACGUCAAGCUGGCUCGCAGGUUCAGGGACGUCCGGGGAAUCAUGGUUAACACGUUCAUGGAACUGGAACACUUUGCCAUCAGCUCGUUUUCCGGAGGAAGCUCGGACGGACCGGCCGUGUACACAGUCGGACCAGUUAUCGAUCCGAAGGGUGUGCCAGAUCCUUCUCUGGACCGGGCUCAAUGGCAGAAGAUCCGGGAGUGGCUCGAUGAGCAGCCACCGUCCUCGGUGGUGUUCCUGUGCUUCGGGAGCUUGGGGAGGUUCGACGCGGACCAAGUGGAGGAGAUCGCCGCCGGAAUCGAGCGGAGCGGGCAUAAGUUUUUGUGGUCGUUGCGUCCAGAAAGUUCACAGUCGCAGCUUCCUGGUGGAUUCCUGGACCGAAUGCGAGGAAGUGGGGUCGUAUGCGGGUGGACCCCGCAGGUGGAGGUGCUGGCGCACGCGGCCAUAGGUGGGUUCGUGUCUCACUGUGGUUGGAACUCCAUUUUGGAGAGCUUGUGGCAUGGAGUGCCGAUUGUGACGUGGCCCAUAUAUGCGGAGCAGCAGCUUAACGCCUUCACAAUGGUGAAGGAACUGGGAUUAGCCGCAGAGCUGCGGCUGGACUACCGGGGGCACGGAGUUGGCGGCCAUCUGGUGCCAGCGGAGGAGAUAGAGAGGGCCAUCGGAUGCUUGAUGGGCGGUGCCGGCGCAGCGAUCAGGAAGAAGGUGAAGGAAAUGAGAGAGGCGGCAAGGAACGCCGUGAAGGAAGGUGGGUCUUCAUAUGACUCUAUUGGAAAGUUGAUUCAGGACUUCAUCAAGAACAUUGAAUGAAAAAGCACAACAAAGAGCUAGCAUUUGUCUUCCAUUGUAACCAUCACGUGCAUGUCACUUUGAUCUUGCUCUGUCCUUUGUUUCUUGCCAGCAAUGCGUCCUACUUCUUUUGUUCAACGAACAUGGUUACUGAUUUGUCCGAAGUUUAUGAAAUCACCAUUCAAGU
Messenger RNA from Rhodamnia argentea, 1683 nucleotides. RefSeq names its product UDP-glycosyltransferase 71K1-like. The transcript is spliced from 2 exons. Gene Ontology annotation, molecular function: UDP-glycosyltransferase activity. NCBI's taxonomy places the organism in Eukaryota, Viridiplantae, Streptophyta, Magnoliopsida, Myrtales, Myrtaceae. Bases 123 to 1517 code for a protein of 464 amino acids. The record is from RefSeq and is a predicted model, not a curated record.